UAGAGUUUCAUAGUUUGUCUAUGAACUCCAAUUUCAAAUAAAAACGUUAAGAAUACCGGACUGUUGCGAAAAUAUUAAAUUUUGGAGCUUUUUCGAAAGUAAAUGAAACGUAAACAAAAAUAUAAUAUGCAUAUUAAUUGAUUUAUUGACAUCAUUAUUAUUCACUUGUGUGAUGGAGCCCUCAAAAGAAGCUAUCGCUGUUCGUGUUAUGCGGUUAAACCGGCAAAUUUUGGGCAAAGUGACCAGUGGACCCAGUAAACUUAGCAAGAAAAUAGAUCGAGAAUCGUUGUUGGAUGCUUUAACAGUUCUUUAUGAUGAGUGUAACGAAGAUCCCGUCAAAAAAUGUGAUGAACUUGUGCGGAUUUUCCUGGACAAAUAUCGAAGCACUCUGGCUGAGUUGCGGAGAGCCAGAGUAUGUGUGUCAGAUUUUGAGAUGCUUCAAAUGAUUGGCCGUGGCCACUACGGCGAAGUACAUAUGGUACGUGAGAAACAAACUGGGGAUGUGUAUGCACUGAAAAGUGUCCGCAAAGAUGAGGCACGGAAAAGAGUGUCCGGAGCAGAGGAUGAGAGGGAAAUACUUGCCACUGGAGUACCACAUUGGAUACCUCGGCUGCAAUAUGCCUUUCAGGAUAGCAGCAAUUUGUAUCUAGUGAUGGAGUUGUGCAGCGGAGGUGAUCUAUCAGGCUUACUGUCACGACGCAACCACCCACUGUCUGAGCGAGACGCAGCUUUCUAUAUUGCUGAAGUGGCUCACGCUCUUAAAGCAUUGCAUGCUAUGGGAUUUGUACAUCGAGACGUUAAACCGCAAAACAUACUGUUGGACAGAUGCGGCCACGUGAAGCUGGGCGACUACGGCUCGUGCGCGCGACUGUCGGAAGGCGGCUGCGUGGCGGGCGCCACCGCUGACUACGUGGCGCCCGAGCUGCUGGACGCGUGCGGCGCGCACACUGUGUGUCUCGAGUACUGCCGCCGCGCUAACACGGCCAUUUCGGCAUGCGACUACUGGUCGCUCGGUGUGGUCGCGUUCGAGCUGGUCACACUAAAGCUACCGUUCUCUUCCGGUGAAGACGACUCGGUUGCAAAGAUACUGAGCAAUAUACAAAGGUACGAACGUGACGCUAACGCCUCACCGCCGUUCGAGCCCCUGCCCGGCGGCCCGUCCAACACGUGGCGCGCGUUCGUGAGUGGCCUGCUGCGCGUGUCGCCCGCGCGCCGGUACAACUACCUCGACACGCUGCAGCACCCCGCGCUGGCGCAUCUAGCGCUGCACGCCAUCAGAGACCAGGUGCCGCCGUGGGUACCUCAUCUUCGCGGUCCCGAAGAUGCCACCUUCCUCCCGUGUCCAACGAGAGAGGCCUCGCCGCCUUCCGCUGCACCCUUUAGAACGAGGCCACCGUUUGCUGGACACCUACCUUUUGUGGGUUACUCAUACAUAGCAUCAGAUGAAAUUGACGAAAGCAGCAGCGGAUUCAACGCGUCGCAUGAUUGUACAACUAUAGAUUUGGCUACAUUUAAAUCUGCGGAAAAGUUAGCUGUGAUGCGUGGGCGUGAAAUAGCGUCGUUACAAAGCAAGUUGGCCGCGGCCGAGUCGGCCUCCAGCGCGGCGGCCGAGCGCGCGCGCCGAGACGCCGACGCCGAGGCCGAAAUACAGCGCGCCAAGCUACAAGCCGAAAUCACCGCCCUCACCUUACAGAACAAACGUCUCGAGCGCCAAAUCGAGGUGGAAAAAGAAGAACGGAUGGCGUUACAACGCACCAACCAAGAGCUGCGGUCGGGCAUCGUGGAGCGCACCAACAGCGAGCUGAGGGUCGUACAGGGUCAGGCCUCCGAGCUGCAGACGGAGAGGGACUUGUUGAAGGCAGACCUCACGCGAGUGGAGGCGAGGGUGAAGGAGCUCCAGAACGAAUGCUCCAGCGCUCUGGCUGCGGCGGACACGGCAAGGGCGCAACAUAAACAUUACAAGGACACAGUGGCUAAGGAGCGCGCCCUGCGUCGUCAGACGCUCAGUGGUGGCGAGGCGGACGGCGCGCGCGUGGCUACGGCUGAGGCGAGCGCUGCGCGAGAGCUACGUGCGCGCCGCGACGCUGAGGCGCGUCUAGCCGCCGCCGACCACGAGACCGGACAACUGCGUGCGCACGUGGAGCAACUGAAGGACCAAUUGAACGCCGCGCAGGAAACUGCUCAUGAAAAGGAACGCGUGUUGGCAGGGACGCAUCAACAGCUCAACCAGAUUCAAGUGCAGUUGGCGCAAGAACGCAUGCGUUGUUCUUCACUGGCCGCACAAGUUCAGGAGUUAGAAAAGGGCAUAGGCGAGGCAGCACAGCGGGAAGCGGCGCUGGAGGAGCAGAGCGCGCGCACCGAGGCGCGGCUGCAGCAGCGCUGCGAGGCGGCUGAGACACGAGCCUCCGCCGCGCUGCAUGACGACGCCAGGCACAGGGAAAAGGUGAACACGCUAGAAAAGCUCGUCCGUCAACUCGAGCGCGAAGUCAGCGCUUUAGAGAAACGUACGUGCACCCGGUGCGCUGUGAACAGCGCUGAAUCCGCUGCGAAGGGUCAAGUCACCAGCAGCACCAACACAGACGAACCUGAAGAGAUAGAGAACAGAGACAACAGGAGCGACACAGAGAGUGUCACAGAUGCACAUGUGCAGGCGCAGGUCUCUGUGCUCAAGGAACAGUUGGAACGCGCUGAGGCACAGUUACAGGCCCGAGCUGAAGAAAUAGCGACUCUUCGCCAGGAAACACGAGCUGCCAAUUUGGCAAGAUGGCGAAAGGAAAAAGAGUUUGAUACUUUAUCUCUCGACGCUAAAAUAACAGCAAGAGAGCUAAAGCGAACAGAAGAACGUCUCGCGUCCGCGCUCGAAGCGCGAAAGUCAGCCGAAGAGAAAGCUGGCUUAGUGCACAAGGAGAUCACUACAAUAAAACCUCAGUAUGAACAAAUCAAGAAAGAGGUGGAGAAACUAAGGGAACAGGUUGAUAAAUUGCAGAAAACUAACCAAGUUUUGCAGGCUGAGGUUGACAGGUCACGCAACGACAUCCGCAAGCUGAAGAGCGAGGUGCAGUACAGCGAGAAGCGGCGCCUGCACGCCGAGGAGCAGGAGGAGCUGUCGUCGCGCGAGCGAGCGCAGCUGCGCGAUGAGCUGGCACCGCUGCGCGCGCAAAACAACGACCUGAUACAGAAUAAUAAAGCAUUACAAGAAGCUUGCAGCCUGCUGGAGGAACAGCUUACUGAUCUGGAGAAGCUGGCGGAUCUACACGAGUCCAAAAAUAAUGAUCUCGAGGCGGAAACGGCUCGCUUGCGUAUCGAGUUGGAAUCGUGUCGGGAGCGUUUAGCAGAGACGGAGCGGCAAGGCACGGACCGGGCGGCGGCUGCGACGCUUUCCGACCAGCGCGCGGCGGAGGCGCACGAACAACUGCGCCUUGCCAACACGCAUCUAGACAUCUUGCGGGAGCGACUUGAAAACCGCGAGUCUCUGCUGGCGGAGCUGGAGAGCCGGGUGGCCAUGCUGGAGAGCGAGCUGGCGUCGCGCGACGCGGCGCUGGGCAGCGCGGCGCGGCGCGUGCGCGACCUGCAGGAGGAGUGCGCCGCGCUGCGCACGCGCGCGCACCACCACCACGAGCAGGCGCUGCAGCUGCAGGCGAGCCUCGCCGACGCGCAGGAGGAAGCGGAGGCGGCGCGCGAGGCGCACGCGGCGGCGGCGGCGUGGUGGCGCACGCGCGAGACCAAGGCGGACGCCACGCUGCGCCAGCAGGCCAAGCUCAUCGACUUCCUGCAGGCCAAGGUAGAAGAAGCGGGCCGGAAAAAGUGCUCUCUAAGCAAUAAACUGUUCGGACGGUCUGGUCGUCGCACUGCCGCCUCGCCGCCUUUACUGAGGGUCAACAGAGAACUGCGCGAAGAGGUGGAACGAUUACGUGCAAAACUCUCGGCGGCAAACGCUAACGGAGAAGUCAAUUUUAUGCCAACACCGAGGCGAGAGAGGAAAGAAAAACCAAAGAUAAUUGUAAAUAGUACGUUUGACAUCGACACUCCAGACGGAAAUGACGAUUCUUUACUAAUAAUCUGGGCGGACGGGUCCCGGGAGCGCACGCAGGCGCGCGCGGCGGAGAGCACGUUGCUGUUGCAGCGCGGCGAGAACGAACUGCGCGCUCGGCUUGCGUCGCCCGACGCACGGGACUUGCCGCACAACGAAGCCAACAGAGCCUUCACUAUUAAAUUGGAAAAUGGCGGAGCAGAAGCAGUGGUGAUAUGCUCGAGUAUAUCGGCGCGCUCAGCGUGGCUCGACAAGCUGCGGGCGAGCGGCGCUCGCGUCGCUGGCUACGAGCCUCCCGCACUGCUGCGCACGCGUGCGCUGCCCGCCGCCGCACUGUAUGUGGACGACGAAGCACUGGCUAUAGGUUGUGAGGACGGUCUGCACUCUCUCCGCGGGCCCGUACGCGUGGAGUGGGAGGGGGACGUGUCGCCGCCGCGCCGCGCCGCGCCCGCGUGCGCGCAGCUGGCGGCGGCGGGCGCGCGCGCCGUGCUCGUGGUGGGCGGGCUGCUGGCGCACGCGGCGCUGCCAGCGCUCAGCUCGGCGCUGCGCCGCGCGCCCGCCCUGCGCCCCCUCGCCGCGCUCGCCAGGGUGCAGCUACCCGACAACACUACUCCACAUAUCGUCAAGGGCAUUGUGGGAGUAACGGACGGGCACUGCGCCGCGGUGGCCUGCGGGCGUCGUGUGUUCGUGCUGCGCUACGACGGUGCGAGCGCCGAGUUCAAGGUAUCGCGCUCACUCACCGUCGACCGCGCGCCCUAUGCUUUGUUGCUGACACACAACGUCAUAUACAUCGCGGGCGAAAAACCUCUGAAAGUCAACCUACCCUCCGGAGCACUGGAGGCCUUCGCCAUGGACGAACCCACCGUCGCUGCAGCGUUCAAGAAGCAUUCCCCACCGAAAGCGAUUGCGCAAAUCCGUAACAAACCCGUAGAAUUACUUCUCUGUUACGCCGAAUGUGGGGUGUUCGUCGAUGAGAACGGAAAACGAACACGCAACGAAGACCCCAAGUGGAGCACAGCAGUGCACGCUUGGGAGUACGUCAGUCCUUUCCUCUACGCUGUGGGCGCUGACCGAGUUACCAUUAUUUAUAUAAGCGACGAAACGUACCGGGCGCCGCCCUGUACAUGCGACACGACUUCACAAGCUUCAACGGCAUCGGAGUGUUACCAACCAGAUAUAUUUAACUACAAGUGUACAGAACCUUCCCUAUUAGGUACGGCGCCUAAUGGUAUAAUAAUCAGAUCGAAGAUAGACGAUGAAUACAAAAUAGUCAUAGUCGAUGGUAAGGCGGCGUUUAAGAGUAUAGGCACUUCGUUAGAUUCAUUGGCGACCAUACCGGAUUCUAAAGCCUCGUCGAUGUCUGACCUAGCGCAAUGUAUGACCGACGUAUCGCCUCGCGACGUGUCUCGGGAGAGCGUGGAAUUGACUACAGGGUUCUUAGCCGACAUCAGAAAAAGAGCGCAGCAGCUACGAACGAAACAACGACAAGAAACAGCAGAUGAUGUGAUUAAAGAAAUAUUGACGACAGAUGUUGGUUUGAAACGAACUUCUAAUGGAAGGAGGUCUCCCGCUGUGGCAGAGUUCGACUCGGACACUGAGUCGGAGAGCGAGGAGGGCACGGGGUCCACUAAAUGUACGGCGGACGUUUGCGCCGAGAUGUUCUCGAGGCAAGUUCGAUUCCAAUAAACAUUCCACAUGCCAAAAGUGCUAUAUACCUGUAGGUAUUAUAUUUUAACUACAUAUAUGUUAACUUUGUAAUCCUAGUCCUUAGUUAAGUUAUCCUGAACAUAAACGAUAUGUUUUUUUGCAGACAGAUAAUAAUUAUUUAGAAACACAAAAUUACUUAAAUUCAGAACCGAAACUUUUACCUUCAACAAUAGUGACAAAUGCUGUGUGACAAUAUAAGUUCAUAUUUAAUGUAAUUUGGUUAGAACGAUAAAAGUCUGAAGGACAUUGAAGGCUCAAUAAUUAUAAUUAUCGGUAAGUUCACUUGAUAAACGUGUCAGUAAAAAAUGUGUUUAAGUACAUAAUUAGUGGUACUACGUACUUAAUUUUGGUAUGACGACAUAGCUAGGUUAUUUAUGUUAGAAAUGUGUUAUUUAUUUAUAUAAUUUACUUAUUUUUUAGUGUUACAUACUUACGCAUUUUGUACUUACAGCAUCGCUUAUUGAUAGGAAUUUUUAUAACGACAUAACAGUUAAUUUUUAGAAGAAUACUUUUCGUUAUAUUCUAUAUGGAAUCUACUUAAUAUUUUUACUUGCCUUUCGAAAAAUAUAACAAACUUGUACUGUUAUUUGAUACACACUUUUCUUUGUUUACGUAAGAUUUAAUUUUAAGUACUGUAUAAUAAUACCUAAGACAUGUUUGCCUAAUAAUAUAUACCAUAAUAAAGUAUUAUUUUUUCUAUAAAAAA
Molecule: messenger RNA, 6443 nt
Organism: Bicyclus anynana (squinting bush brown)
Lineage: Eukaryota; Metazoa; Arthropoda; Insecta; Lepidoptera; Nymphalidae
Gene: sti
Product: citron Rho-interacting kinase
Exons: 30
Coding region: 173-5716 (1847 amino acids)
Biological process (GO): actomyosin structure organization; peptidyl-threonine phosphorylation
Cellular component (GO): cytoplasm; cytoskeleton
Molecular function (GO): protein serine/threonine kinase activity; ATP binding
Source: RefSeq, a predicted model, not a curated record